This is a messenger RNA of Momordica charantia (bitter melon), 691 nucleotides long. Lineage: Eukaryota; Viridiplantae; Streptophyta; Magnoliopsida; Cucurbitales; Cucurbitaceae. The record is from RefSeq and is a predicted model, not a curated record.
CCAUAACAAAGACACCACCAUUCUUCCUCCUUUCUGAUCAUCUUCCUCUGCUUGAUCCUCCUCCACCGCCACCGACACUGAAACCAGCCACGGCUAUGGCCACAGCAGCAGUGAUGAUACCUACCGUUAUGGCGCUUGCAAUUCUGCUGCCCAACCCGAUCGAUUGUGAUGCUCUUACAACUUCCAAACGACUCCUCAACAACGAAACUUGGGGAAACCACAAACGUCUUAUCGGAGAUGAAGACAUCGGGUCGGAGUUUCUAAUGGAGUUGCACCUGAGUCGGAUUUUGGCAGAGUCUCUAAGGUUCCAAACUAUGACAACCCCGAACGCGAACAUGGGUUCGGUGCGGGACUGCGAACGGCCACCGCGCUACGACAGCUGCCUUGGCGAGAAAAGGAAUACACCACCAGCGGAAAACUGUGGCACCUUCAACCGCGCCAAUCCCUGUUAGAAAAAAGACAACAUAUAGUAAGGGUCGGAGAUUCGACAGCUUCAUAAUUAUGAUAUCUUAGAUUUACAGCUUCUUAUAAGGAAAUAAUUGAUCAAAUUAGGUUGAAUAUCAAUUCGAACUAUUUUCAGCAGGGGUGGAUUGUGUGUUGACACGACACAUGAAAAGUAUGUGAUACGUGUGUUGUUUCAAGCCUUAGGACGAAUGACAUCUCAAACACGAAAGAUAGAAAGUAACCCCAA